Molecule: messenger RNA, 1242 nt
Organism: Theobroma cacao (cacao)
Lineage: Eukaryota; Viridiplantae; Streptophyta; Magnoliopsida; Malvales; Malvaceae
Product: F-box protein At2g26160-like
Molecular function (GO): protein binding
Source: RefSeq, a predicted model, not a curated record
AUGGCUACCUGGUCUGCUCUCCCGAAAUCUAUCUUGAUCGUGGUAAUGAAAAAACUAAUAAAUCUUUCUGACAAAAUCAGAUUCAGCAGUGUUUGUUCAUCAUGGAGAUCAGUCGCUCUCCAGGAACGCUUCCAGCUCCUCCGUUGCGCACCUCCAGGCUUCAUAAUUCCCGGCUCUCCGAAUAACUCAUGCAAGGCACGCUGCUUUUUACCCUUUACAAAGAUCAAGCUCUGCAACGAUGGUGAUACCCUUGUCCACAAUAACUUACCUCUGCUUUCACUUCCAGAUAAGAGUCAGUGUUGCGGGUCUUACCAGGGAUGGCUCGUGAUGGUGAACCCCAACCUAGACAUGGCCAUGGUAGACCUGGUUUCAGGUGUUAGAUUCAGACUCCCUGGUGUCACGACUCUCCCUCCAGUACCUCAAGCUUUAGCCUUGUCAAAGACUCAUGUGUUUUACUCCAUUUCCUCUGUGAACAAGGCUUUCAUCUCCUCGAGCCCUACCUGCAGUGUCCCUUCCAAGUGCUUUUUCUUUGUUAUAUAUACUCGCCAUCAUGCCUUGGCCUAUUGCAAACUAGGAGACACAACCUGGAGCCCCUUAAAAUCUACAGAUUCAGUUGGCAAACCGUUUAAUGGUUUUACAGAUGCCAUAUAUCACAAAGGACAGCUGUAUGCGUUGCAUGAAACCGAAAAAAUCUUUACCUGUGAGCUCACUGCCCCUUCUCCAGAGAUGACUGAGUUCUUAGCCAGUCCACACAGAUUUAUUAACAAGCAGUGCUCUAAGGAAGUCUGCUACCUCGUCGAAUCAGGAGGAGAGUUACUGCUUGUGUACCGCAGGAAAGAUAACACUCGCACCAGAAUAGGUUACAGAACAAGGAUGUUCGAAGUAUACAGAUUAGAUUUCAGUCUGAAGAAAUGGAUUCCAGUAGUAAGUUUGGGUGAAUAUGCCCUGUUUUUGGGGCGUAGUCAGUCUUUCUCACUAUCUGAGUUGAAAGUGGGAGGCAUUAAAAGGAACCACAUAUAUUUCAUGGAUGAUUGUAUUCAUGCUGAUCACUAUUACAAGAAGGACACAGGAUAUGACAUGGGGGAGUUCAAUUUGGAGAGCUCAACCAUUGAUUUCUACCCUACCAGCUUCAGGCUACCUUAUCAACCUGGGUUUUGGGUCACUCCAGCACUGCAAUCAAGUCUUACCUUAGGCUACAAAUCCUUUGAUCUAUAUCUUUCGAGGAAUUUUGAUUCUUCAUGA